Hylaeus volcanicus is the source of this 1001-nucleotide messenger RNA. RefSeq names its product transcription initiation factor TFIID subunit 12 (gene Taf12). Gene Ontology annotation, cellular component: SLIK (SAGA-like) complex; transcription factor TFIID complex; SAGA complex. The coding region runs from base 137 to 727 and encodes 196 amino acids. The record is from RefSeq and is a predicted model, not a curated record. Gene Ontology annotation, biological process: RNA polymerase II preinitiation complex assembly; DNA-templated transcription initiation. Lineage: Eukaryota; Metazoa; Arthropoda; Insecta; Hymenoptera; Colletidae. Gene Ontology annotation, molecular function: TBP-class protein binding; protein heterodimerization activity; DNA binding. The transcript has 3 exons.
UCAUGCUCGUUUCGCACAUUAAUAUAGCAGAGUCGUGGUUGGUCUGAUUGCAACAAAUGGCUGUGUUUUACAGGUUAAAAUUAUGUGAAUCUCUUUAACGAUAACGAAGGGAACUAAUAAUUGAUGGGAUUAAAAAAUGUCACAGCAAACUAGUCUCGCACAGACUACAAGUGCAGGAUCAGACAUGACACCUGUGCUUGGCAGUAUACAAUCAAUUGGACCUAAUACUCAGGCAUCGUCUACCGUGUCUAAUAUACAAAGUGGCAAUGCAGUAGUACAGAUUUUGCAGCCUCAAACUCAAUCUCAACAAACGCAGUUUAUAACGCAACCACCAAAACAGCAAGUAGCUCAACAACCUUCUACACAACAGCAACAACAACAAAGUUCCUUCAAUGAUUUUCCACAGUUUUUAACUAAGACCCGGCUACAAGAUCUUGUCAAGGAGGUAGAUCCCACUGAACAAUUAGACGAAGAAGUCGAGGAAAUGCUCUUACAAUUGGCAGAUGACUUUGUGGAAACAACUGUAAACGCUGCAUGCUUGUUAGCUAAACAUCGUCAUGCCAACACUGUAGAAGUAAAAGAUGUUCAAUUACAUUUAGAAAGAAAUUGGAAUAUGUGGAUCCCUGGUUUUGGUACAGACGAGGUGCGCCCAUAUAAACGAGCAACGGUCACAGAGGCUCAUAAGCAGAGAUUGGCACUUAUACGAAAAUCAAUCAAGAAAUAUUAGUCUUCCUACAUAUUUUACCUUCUAUAUCUGUUGUUAUUUUAUCUUUAAGUGACAAUUUUUUUUAUAUUUACAUGACAGUAUGUUUAUAAUAACUUCGUCACGGAUAGUUGUAAGGCAAUGAAAAUUACGAAUUGUACAUGGUUUUUGCAAUGUAUAAUUUCAAGUAUAAUGUGUCUUUAAAAUUGAAUAAUAACUAAAGUACUACUCUUGAAGUAAAUUAGUAAUAAUAGCUUAAGUAUGAUACAAAUAAGGAAUAGAUAAAUUGAAUAUUAAA